CAAUUGUAAGCUACGCCAUCGCCAACUCCAUUGUGUUUCGUCAAAGCUAAAAGCACUUAGCAGUGGUCCAUUUCUCUGGCAUGGAGAUGCGAAGUCACCACACAACCCACACCGACUGGGCAUUCACGAUAACUUCAAACUUCAAAGCAGUCCUCCAAUUUCUGAUUUCCCUGACUCACCUCAGAUAUGUACACAACCCCCAAGAAGGAUCCUCGCAGUAUCAUGGGGACCGACCGGAGGCCAAACCCUCUACGCUAUGUAAAUCUCAAGGAGUGGGACGAUGGUGCCUACGGUGAUAUAUCAUUCCAAGAAUCCCAACCGGAUACCCUCGAGGAGCCAUGGCCAUAUAGAUUCCAGAGUGGCGACAGCGUGUGGAUUCACUCCACAGGUUAUGACUGGUAUCAAGGGAGAAUUUCUGGCCUGCCCAAGGCUGCCCAGACGAAGAUGGGUGAUGGACUUUUUUGGCCUGUCACCUAUAGUCGUAAUAAGCGCAGAUAUGCAGCACCUCUCAAUGGCGAGUUGAAGCCUGAUACUCCGCCUAUAAGGAAGAUGUUGGAGGAGGCGGGCAUUUUGUAGUGAGGGGCUGGCACCUACUCAAGGACUCAAUGAUUCUACACCGUAUCAGUAGUAUUUAUGUUCUAUUCUAUGUACAUAUAUGAUGACCGGCAUUGCAUUGUGACCUAUUCGUCGACACUGUAGUAUCUUGUUGUUCUUCCCGUUCUCAGCUCAAUUGUAGUCCAUCGUCUCUUGGA
Suillus plorans is the source of this 752-nucleotide messenger RNA. RefSeq lists its product as uncharacterized. The record is from RefSeq and is a predicted model, not a curated record. Lineage: Eukaryota; Fungi; Basidiomycota; Agaricomycetes; Boletales; Suillaceae. Bases 187 to 576 code for a protein of 129 amino acids. The transcript has 4 exons.